GGUGCCCGAUUCGUUUAAUAAACCAGUUGAAUAUUUUGUUUUUCCUGUUGUUCUCCGAUAUUUUAUCUGUUCUGCAGCUUUAAAAACAUAUCAUUUGAUGCAUUUAUGCACUAAUGCUGUAAUAUCGCGGCUAAGUAAGUAAGGGUGGAUGGCUUGAGGAGAUGUCCUCGCGCGCAUCAUAAGCUCACUAUGAAGUGUGUGAAAGCGGUCAUCCCGAGUGUGACGACUUCUUAUUCAUCUUCCGUGUAGCUUAAUGAUGGCUGGAAAAAGUGUCCAAAGUGAUAAGGGGAAAUGUGACAUGGAUAGAGCUGAGGAGAAAAGCACCUUGGCUAACGAUGAUUUACCAGGUAAGAAGGUGACUAACACAGCUCCAGGCAGGACCCUGCAGAGACUCAGUCCCAUACCUGAGCUUGAUCCUGGAGAAACCAAAGCAGAUGCAGCCGCUGCUGGAUCCUCUUAUGGCCUUUCCUCUGUGGAUAGGUGUAGCAUUGUCUCCUCUUCCACAAACGCCUUAUCUGACGAUCAGGAUAUUGAAGAUGCCUGUGCAGGGAUCAUCCUCAACUGCCUCUUCUGCCAGUUCUAUGACCUGUGCAUCAUGCUGCCUGACACGUGUAAACGUGCCGCUAAUCAAAUCUGCCCAGCCUGCAGCUAUUUGUUUGCUCCAUUAGAACCAGCCCAAAACAGCGAUUGGAAUUGUCACUGUGAUAUUGACUGUGGCCUAUUUGAUGCCUGCCAAGAAACCAGCGACUGCCUGGAGUUAGCCAUGGAGAUUUCAGAGAUUUGUUACCGUUAGUAUGCUAGCAACAAACGCCAACAAACUGGGCAGUAGGAUUGGAGACUACAGGGCCACUAUGAAGCCAGUGCAGCAUUAAUUGCAGCAUUUUCAAUAUUACUGCCGUAUUGAAACAUUACAUAAGCAUCAACUUUGAAUGGAAUAUGUCUAUGGAGUUGCCUUUAAAUAAUGGUGAGUUUUGGCAUGGCAAACCACACAAGUGUACAAAAAUCUUUAAAAGAAAUCAAAGAAGACUGAGGCGGAUCUGGAUCCUGAAAAAGGUGCGAGACAUGCUGACAUAAGCACUUGUGCAUGCUCAUGGGAGUUGUAUCAAAAACAGUGAAUGUCACAAGAAGGUGUCUUCAUGGUCUUCAUGUUAUCUUUGAGCAUGCAGCCUGAUUGAAUUGGAGUAUUUUAACACAAACAGCAUGAGAUGUUGUUUCUGUAGGACACUUGUCUUUUCUAGAGCCCAUCAACCUUUGUUCUCUGUUUAAGAAGACCACUCACAUCAGUACGCAGUGACAACUUGUGCACUUGUAAUGUAAUGGGAAAGCAGCAGCUACAGAAUGUAUGCAUCUGUGUGUGCUAUUUAUUCAUCCUUCUCUUCUGCUGCUUAAAAAGUUAUUAGCAGUGAGAAAUACUAUGUGGCCAAAAGUAUGUGGACAACUGACUGACAAACACAUAUCGUGCUUAUUGAAUAUUGCUUCUGUAACAUCUGCUAGCCUUCUCACAAGAUUUCUGAAAACAACUAUAGGAGUUUCCUGUUCAGCCUUAAGAGCAUUAGUGAGGUAGUGCUGUUCCAGUUCAUCUUGAAGGUGAUCAUUGAGGUUUGAGGUCAGGACUAGAGUUUUUCUACUUCAGCUUUUGGCAAACCAUGCCUUAAUGGAGCUUGCUUUAUGCACACGGGUAUUGUCAUGCUGGAAUAUUUGGACCUCUUAGUUCUAGUGAAGGGAAAUAUUAAUGCUACAGAAAGACAUUCUAUUGUGAUAAUUCUGUGCUUCCAACUUUGUGGAACCAGUUUAGGGAAGAACCACAUACUGUGAGAUGAUCAGGGGUCCACAUCGUUUUGGCCAUGUGGUGUAUUUGCAUAUAGUGUAUGUACAAGUCAUUUUUGUGUCGUACUAGUAUCAACCUGUUAUUGUGGUAUAUAAUUUUCACAAUCUUUCACCACUCAUCAGGGAACCUUUGGCACUUCUUUGAAACAGCAGGAGGUUCCUAAGGAAUUUCCCAAGCAUGUCAUGAAACUCAUUGAAGUUACAUUGAAGUGAGCAAUUAUGAAGCUCUCCAACUCUUCAGGUACCCCAGGAGUCUUCUUGUACAGCUUGCUCUGAAUGUCACUGUAGAAUUGAAUUAGGGUCAGUAAGUCUAUGUUUACAUACUGAAAUCUGCAUGUAGCAUUAGAGGAUGUAUGGCAUACCGAUGAAUAAAAGACCUCACUGCAGUUUGACUACUCCAGAACUUUAAAAUGGCACUCUAUCAACAUGUCCCUGCAGGAAAAAAUAGAUAACUAACCACAUUUAUUGUUCCCCUGCUGUUCUCCUCAACUGAACCUCUUUUCCAAUGUGUAAAAGCAUUUAUCAAAGAAAAAUGAAUGUUUCUUUUACACAAUCCAGCCUAGUGUGUAAACCAAUGAAAUGGCAUGAAACUGUUUCGAAAUUCCAUUUAAACUCCAAAGAGAAAUAAUAUUUAUCAUAGUUAUUUCAAAUUCUCUCAACUUAAAUUAUUUAGUAUGAAUGCCGCAUAGCCUGAAUGCAUGUUCAACACAACGAGCUUAGACACUUUCAAAAGAGUUCUCAGGUCAUGUCCAAUUUGCCUUUUUUUUUUGCUUUUUGUAAAGUAAUUAUAAAACCCAGCUUAUUAUGGUGCCAUAAAAUAACUUAUUGUGUCCCACUGUGGUUUUUCUACACAAGUCAUGCUUGUGCAAACAGAUGCUUGGUUAAACCAAAAACAUCUGUAUGUCUUAAACUUUUUGGAUCCUUGUCAAAUUUCCUGAUAGCUUUGGGAGUCGCAUGGGCUGUUUAGAUUUUCUAAUGGUUUUGCGUACGGUGUGAAUUUUCCUGUCAUCUGCUCAAAUUUAUUUCAUUAUGUCCAUGUACAGAGCAAUGUGCAAUCUCUAACUGCUUCUCUGGGACUUGUUGUAGUACAUUACAGUUUUAUGAAGAAGAACGAAAUGUAGAAUGAUGUCAUUAUCGUAUAGUAGAAUAAAAAGAAUUAGAUACAGAAUGUUUUGUUUUCGAAUCGACAAGCAGUCUCUAUCCAUCAUGCUGACAUGUUUACAUGUUUCUUUCUUUCAUUUUUUUUUAUUAAACUAUAAUUAGGAUUUUGUUCUCCAGCUCUCCGUUCACCUCAUUAAUGAGAGACAAGACAAGCCUUUCCUCUGAAGUGCACAAUACUAGGUUUUUGUGUGUUAUUUUUCCCCCAAAUCUCACUAUGAGCAGCUCUCCUGUGGGGCAAGACCAAAUGAAAUAUUAACAUUGUCCAUUUAUAGCAUUUUUUAAAGCAUUUAUAUUUCACCAAAGCAAUGUUCUACGUGGAAAUACAGUCCCGAUGCUUCACUGUGUUUUGACAUAAUUUGACCGUGUGGUUCUAAUAAGCUUUUUUUGCGGUCAAUAUGUACUACACUUACACAGUGAUUUUGCCCGAUGCUGUUGUUGCUACUCAUAGUAGCGGCAUAAGUAGUAGUUGAACUGAAGUGCACAAUAGAGUUAUUUGAUGAGAUAAAUGCUAGUUGUUUUAAUGUUCCUUUUAUGAAGGGCUGACAUUUAAACAAAAACAGUCAGUAUUAAUAAAAACACAGUGAUGACACAGAGCUACCAUAUUUA
Molecule: messenger RNA, 3594 nt
Organism: Hemibagrus wyckioides
Lineage: Eukaryota; Metazoa; Chordata; Actinopteri; Siluriformes; Bagridae
Gene: mdfic2
Product: MyoD family inhibitor domain containing 2
Exons: 4
Coding region: 254-793 (179 amino acids)
Source: RefSeq, a predicted model, not a curated record